AAUUGCUCAUUAUCUUUUCAUAUUUUAUGAAAUUUGAUUCUUACACUUCUCGAUGAGGACGAAUCGUUCCAGUCCCGAGGUUGGAUUCAUUCACAAGGCCCAUGGCUUCCCUCACCGUCCGUGGAGUCAUAGAACAAAGACUUGGUCAGAUAGUGGAAUCUACUUCUCAGAAGAUCGUAACAGAACUAGAGCUACUGAAGUUAAUCGACGCGGUAGAAGCCAACGUUAUUGGGUUUGCAAGAAAAACAAAUAGGGCAAAGCGUCUAUUGGUCGAGAAAAUGCUUUCUUCACUUGGUUACAAGAUUGGCACGAGGAUAGAAUCAGAGCAGCACUCAAACGAAGGAAGAAAUGAUGGUUUAUGUCCUCAUUUCGCUUAUCCAUAUAAAGGAAAACAAGUUGAGUUGCCAUAUCAACCUUUGGACACAAAGAGAAGAAAAUGCAUAGAGAAGAACAAACCAAACUCAAAUAAUUUCACUAAAAGCUUGUUGAUUGAGUAUCCCAGGAAGAGUUUUGAAGAUUUUGGUGGCAUAGAAUUGCUAGAAAGUGUUCUCAGGGAACUAGUCGAGUGGCCUCUAAGACAACCAGAACUAUAUCGUCGAUUGGGAGUGGACCCCCCAAAAGGGGUACUAAUUCACGGUCCUUCAGGUUGUGGCAAGACACUUUUGGCACAAGUACUGGCAGGAGAAUAUGGAGUACCACUUGUUAGAGUUUCCGCUCCAGAGAUAGUUGGUGGUCUUUCUGGAGAAUCUGAAGAGAGACUGCGUCUCCUAUUUGAAGAAUCGAAGCAGUUGGCUCCUUGUAUUCUGUUUAUUGAUGAAGUCGAUGCAAUAUCUUCGAAACGUGAAAGCGCUAGUAAGGAUAUGGAGAGAAGAAUUGUGGCACAGUUUCUAUCGUGUAUGGAUACAUUAAGCAGCACAGACUUCUCUGUAUAUCCAGUUAUUAUUUUAGGAGCAACGAGUAGACCUGAUACACUCGACCCAUCUUUGAGGAGAGCCGGUAGGUUUGAUCGCGAGCUUGAGUUGGGUGCCCCAAAUGAAAGAGGAAGAGACCAAAUUUUAAGGUCUCUGUGUAGAAACCUUUCUGUCGACUCACAGUUAGACUAUUCGUACAUCUCGAAGAGAACUGCUGGUUAUGUCGGCGCAGAUCUGGCGUCUUUAAUAACAACUGCUGCCACUGCAGCUGUAGCGAGAUUCCAAAGGGAUUCAAUAGUGAACUGUGAUUACUCAAUGGACGAUAAUUUCGUUCCAAUAUCUGACGUCAAAUUUGAAACAAUUUUAAUCAAGUUAGAGGACUUCGAGGUAGCGUUAGAAAAAACCCAACCCAGUGCUCUAAGAGAAGGAUUUACAACUGUUCCUGAUACGAGUUGGAGUGAUAUUGGUUCUUUGGAUAACAUACGUGAAGAACUUGAAAUGUCUGUUUUAGAACCUAUUCACCACCCUGAAAGGUUUGAAGCCUUAGGUUUGAGUCGACCAGCUGGAGUUUUGCUUUAUGGACCACCCGGUUGUGGAAAGACUUUAUUGGCCAAAGCCAUUGCUCGUGAAAGUGGUGCGAACUUUAUUUCAAUAAAAGGACCAGAGCUUCUUAACAAAUAUGUUGGAGAAAGCGAGAGAGCAGUUCGCAGAGUAUUUCAACGAGGUAGAGCCUCAGCUCCCUGUAUUAUUUUUUUUGAUGAACUAGAUGCGCUGGCUCCGAGACGUGGAGGUUUCGCCUCUUAUACAGAUUCAGAAAGUUUUGGGAGUUCAUCUGGUGCUUCAGAAAGAGUUGUAAAUCAGCUUUUAACAGAGCUUGAUGGUGUAGAAGCAAGAAGCCAAGUUUUCGUUAUUGCUGCUACUAAUCGUCCGGAUAUGAUUGAUCCUGCCAUGUUGAGACCUGGUCGUUUAGAUAAAUUGUUGUUCGUUCCGCUGCCCGACAAAUAUGGUCGUAAAGCUAUUUUAGAAACACUUACGCGUAAAAUGCCGCUAGCUGACGACGUUUCCCUUGAAAACAUUGCAUUUCAUGUUCAUACAGAAGGAUUUAGUGGAGCAGAUUUGUCAGCUCUUGUGCGAGAAGCAGCGACAGAAUCAUUGCGCAGCACUGGAGUAGAUGAGACAUUCUUGCAAGUGAAAGCUGAGCAUUUUGAGAAAGCUUUGAAGAAAGUGCGACCUUCUGUUUCGUCACGUGACGCAAGCAUAUAUCAGCACAUGAAAGGAUCAUUUUCUUGAAAGAUUGCAAUGUGAGCUUGCUAGAGAGAGUAUCUCGAAAACGUUGUAUUCUUGAAGCCUUUUUACAGCUUUCCUAGAUGAGAUAACCGAUAGGAAGAUGUAAAUCCUUCGAUGCUGUGAAGCAGUGAUGCUAUAGACAGUGACUUGCAAAGUUUGUUUUCUGCAUACUAGCCAAGCAUAAAGACUUGUCGAAGAUUCUGUUCGUUUGAUUUCCUGGUAUUGUUGAGAAAACAGCGACAGCUAGUUCUCUUUUGUGUAGAUUUGGAACACAUGUGUAUAAUAAGAUGAAAUCGUUUUAUUUAUCAGAGCAAGUGACGCAGUUUAAGAGUCUGUCACCAGAGCGACUACUAAUUCUUGUAUAAGUGGAAAAUGAAAAAAGUCUGUUCAUAACAUUAUAGCUAUUGAUACAUAAACUAAAGCCAGUUAUCAUAAUGUUUUCGGGCAGCUCCGAGACUUGGCUCUGACUUCCAUAUAUAUUUUUGUAGCUUUCGCAUUGUUGUGAACUUUUGGAGAGAUGAAGGCCGACUCAAAACGUUUCUUAUAUCGGGUAUUACUUUCAAGGCUAUGUUUUUCAGUUUUCACCGAACAACGACUCUUAUUCUUCUCAAGUUGAGACAGAAAUAGAGGAGGUUACGCUCAUCUCGUGUAUCGACACUGUUGGAUAGCGCUGAAAGCAACUUUUAUGACACUUCUUUUACU
Messenger RNA from Galdieria sulphuraria, 2900 nucleotides. RefSeq names its product AAA-type ATPase. The coding region runs from base 102 to 2201 and encodes 699 amino acids. Gene Ontology annotation, cellular component: nucleus. The record is from RefSeq and is a predicted model, not a curated record. NCBI's taxonomy places the organism in Eukaryota, Rhodophyta, Bangiophyceae, Galdieriales, Galdieriaceae. Gene Ontology annotation, molecular function: RNA binding; ATP hydrolysis activity; ATP binding. The transcript is spliced from 2 exons. Gene Ontology annotation, biological process: ribosome biogenesis.